Molecule: messenger RNA, 1273 nt
Organism: Cylas formicarius (sweet potato weevil)
Lineage: Eukaryota; Metazoa; Arthropoda; Insecta; Coleoptera; Brentidae
Gene: Wdr92
Product: dynein axonemal assembly factor 10
Exons: 4
Coding region: 140-1264 (374 amino acids)
Molecular function (GO): ubiquitin binding
Source: RefSeq, a predicted model, not a curated record
UCCACACCGUUAACGCAUGGAAUAGAAAAUAAUUGUGGGAUGGCAUAGAUGCGGUUUCUUGAAUUAACUAAAGAUGGCAGUUGUUACUUCCGUUAAUGUUUGAUCUAUAAUUUAAAAUUUAAAAAGCAUUUCCAGUGCAAUGGAAACGUUAACAAAGCCUCAAAUAAUUUGCCACGAUCAAAAAUCUUUAAACUAUUCAAUUCACGAUGUAAAGUGGAUACCAUGUUCAGCCAAAUUUGUAUCCAUAGGUGGAAAAUCUAAUGGAGCAGGUAUCAUUGAAAUUUACAGACUGACUGGCGACGGAAUCGAAAAAGUUGACGAAUUUUGCAAGAAAGAACACUUCAAGUGCUGUACUUUUGAUGCGUCUAAUUUGAGAGAUAGACAUUUGGCCACCGGUGAUUUUUCUGGGCGAUUACAAAUAUGGAAUUUGGAAGACACGCUGGUGCCGGUGUACAAAUCUGCCGCGCAUUCUGCUGUAAUAAAUGCCAUCGACGGUAUUGCUGGAAAGAGUACAAAUUGUGGAGCCCCUGAAAUUGCCACUGGAUCGAGAGAUGGUUGUGUAAUGGUUUGGGAUACGAGACAAAAAGAUGUACCAGUAGCCAAAUUUGUUCCAAUCGAAGGGAGUACUGGUCGUGACUGCUGGUGUGUGGCUUUCGGUGAUAGUUACAACAAUGAUGAACGUGUUUUAGCGUCGGGUUAUGACAACGGGGACAUUAAGUUAUAUGAUCUACGAACAAUGUCCACAAGAUGGUCAAAGAAUGUAAAAAAUGGAGUUAAGGCUUCUAUCAAAAUCACAUUUUCAAUAUUAACUUGCUGCAUUCAGGUUGUAAGCAUCCAGUUCGAUAGGAAGGACAUCCCGAUGAAUAAAUUGGUGGCUACUACUUUGGAAUCAAAAAUAUUUUGUUUCGACGUGCGUACCCAACACCCAAAGAAAGGAUUCGCCCAGGUGGCUGAGAAUGCUCACAAAUCCACUGUUUGGCAAGUUAAACACUUACCACAAAACCGAGAAAUAUUUAUGACAACUGGUGGUUCUGGAACCUUAUGUCUCUGGAAGUAUAAUUAUCCAAUGAAAAGGGUUGCCACUAACUCAGAUGGAAUACCCUAUGGAGUAGCAGGUGAACUCCAGCAACUCCAAAAUAGUGUUCUUUCAGAUCAGCCGAUUACAUCAUUUGACUGGUGUGAGGAUAAAUUAGGUCUUUCAGUUUGUUCAGCGUAUGAUCAAACUUUAAGAGUUCUUUUAACUACUAAACUAAAUCUGUAUUAAUUUUUUUUU